AUGGUGGACAAUGCUGAUGAAUGGGUCCAAGGGACCAUACAAUAUUAUACGCAAGCUAUUCAAAAUUAUGCUGGUUCACAAGAUGAAGCUGUAGAUGAAAUUUUUCCAAAUAUUCAGCAAAAUCAGGAACUCAUUCUUCGAAGUUACUUUAGUGCCCAUGAAGACGGAGUUGAUGAAAUUGAAAUUCGGAUAAAUGAUCUGCAACUUCAAUUUCAACAUUUUUGUACCAUUGAGCGAAGUAGUUUCGAUCAUCAAAUUCGUCAGCUUAAAAGUACAAUCUUGUUAAGUCAACAACUUAUUCAGCAAAUUCAAAUUCAUCUAAGUUUGGUUCAACAAAGUCCAGAUGAGACUGGAAUUCAGCUAAGACGGACCCGGGAGCUUCAACUUCAUAAAGUUCAGCAUCUGCAUAAACUACUAGAUAACCGAAAACAAAUAAUAAUUCAAAAGAUACUAAAUUUUUAUGUUAAAAAAGUAGUUGAUGGUCAUAAAGUUACUCCCGAAAUUGUUGAUCGAUGUUUAAUGAAUAACGAUGUAGGACCCAAAUUGUUUGCCGAUAUUAGUGGUAUAAUUAAGCAUCCAACUUACAAGAAGUCUAACUAUCAUCAUCAUGGGGGGAUUAGGUGCAAUUGGGAUGAGGAAACUUCUAAUGCCUUUAAUUCGAUCGUGGGGGAAUAUGAUGAAUAUAUAAAUAAGUUAAAAACAAAUCACGGCAACAUUAAGACCGUGUCGAUGAAAUUCUUGGUAGAAAUUGAUCUGGUAGUUAAUAAUGAAUAUUCUUACGAUAAGCCAAAAAUGUAA
This is a messenger RNA of Rhizophagus irregularis DAOM 181602=DAOM 197198, 798 nucleotides long. RefSeq lists its product as uncharacterized. The record is from RefSeq and is a predicted model, not a curated record. Lineage: Eukaryota; Fungi; Glomeromycota; Glomeromycetes; Glomerales; Glomeraceae.